CUUGGUUGAUAUUUCAAAAAGCCAAGCCUUCAACGGAUAUUCAUUAUUGCAUCGCUGACUGUGAGAAGCAAAGUGUCGUUACUUCAAUCUCUUUGCGUUUAGUAAGCAAUACAUUUCCUUCAAUUUUAUCAAAAUGGUGAGUUAUUAUUAGUUAAGUUUUAGUAAGCUAUAUUGUGACAUCUAUAAUUUGAAACGUGCAUUUGUAUGAAAUCUUUUCGAUACGUACGCUUUAAUAUAAUUAUAGACAUACGGUUGCUAGUCUUUGCCCAUAAGUAAACUAAACUUUAAGCAUCCCAGUAUCGCUUGUGUUCUAAAAUACGGCUAUAAUUUCUUUACAGCGUGAGUGUAUUUCAGUUCAUGUCGGCCAAGCCGGAGUCCAAAUGGGCAACGCGUGUUGGGAACUUUACUGCUUGGAACACGGAAUUCAGCCUGAUGGCCAAAUGCCUAGCGAUAAAACUAUCGGUGGUGGAGAUGACUCCUUCAAUACAUUUUUCAGCGAAACUGGCGCUGGAAAACAUGUUCCCAGAGCCGUGUUUGUCGAUUUAGAACCAACUGUUGUAGGUGAGCGUCGCAGAAAUAAUUAUCCAAUCUGGAUGAUUUUGUCUGUUGUGUAGUAUACAGAUUACAAUACAAAAAUUAUACAAGAGUAGAUUAUUUUAUAUUAACCUUAACUCGUUUCAAAGCUUGAUUUGACAAUAUUUUAUUUCGUUUCUAGAUGAGGUCCGAACUGGCACGUAUCGUCAAUUGUUCCAUCCUGAACAGCUGAUCACUGGCAAGGAAGAUGCCGCCAACAAUUACGCUCGUGGCCAUUAUACUGUUGGAAAAGAACUCAUCGAUCUUGUGCUAGACAGAAUACGCAAGCUGGUAAGACAUUUUUAACUUCGAUUUUCCAGUACUUUUUUCUUGUGAAAUUUAAGUGCGAAUCUUUGAGCAGAAUUUUAAAUUUGCUACAUUUGGCUUCGAAAUAAAUAUGGCGCCUAAAAUUUUUAACACGCUUACUUCCUUUCCGCCAUUUUUUUUGCCUUCACAUGACAUUGUGCUCUCUUUGUUUCUUAUUUUUGCAUUUGGGCUCUCUUUGUUUCUUAUUUUUACAAUUGGGGCUCUCAAUUGCGAAAUUCGAUUAGCUAGGCUUGAUAGCUCAAAUAAAACCUUUUGUUUUGUUUUUCCUUGGUUUCCAUAGUAUCCUGUUCAAUCAUGAGUAGGUAUUAAAAAUAGACAUUUGAAUGUCAUUAAUAUUUAAUUUAACCACAAUAACCUGCAGUAUUUCCCAAUGCUUGGAAUUGCACAUCCUUUCUUUUGUCUUUGUUGUUUCCUGACAAGUUAUCAUAUGUCAAUAUUUCUGAAUGAAUUCUGAAAUAAAACUGUUUCUGAAAUAUUUUAUGAAAUAUAAUACAAAUCCCCACUUUUGUAAUAUUACUUAUUAAUUUUAAACAAAUUAAUAGUUAUCUUCAUCUGGCAGCUGUCCCACAUUUACAAGGAAGGCAUUUAUUAGUAGAUUAUUCAAGCUUUGAAACAUUUCCCGAAGCUUGAAGUUUUAAAUGGUCAGGAAGCAAUUUCUGUACAUGUAAAUUGAGAAGCAUUCAUUUGGCACAAUGACAUUGCUCCUUCAAUGUGUUUAACUGAUGUGUCCUGUGCAUGUUCCAUGCUUUUUUCAAUUGGGAGUGGAGUGCCACCAAUAACAUCAUACCAAACAAGAAAAUAUGCAUCUUUGCUAACAAAUAAUUUGGUCUGGCUGAUCAAUAAUAUUGGCUGAUGUGAAGUAGAAUGACAACCAUUAAAUUAGGUACAUCUAGUAAUGAAAACCUAGUCUUGCUGCAUUGUCAGACCUGAAUAUUAUGGCUAGAUAUUGCACAAUAUUGUUGGGGAUAAAUUUGCUGUUCGAGAGGAAACGAAAAUGAAGUGCUAUUCGGAUUUCCAGCCAUGUUUACUUCAUAUUUAAUCUAGUCUUUAGAACAAAAUGUAUUCCCGAUAAGCGCUUGUGUAUAAGCAUUCAAUUAUUUGGUUACUGAGUUGUUUUCCUAAUUUCCAGUACACAAACAUAAACUAAUCUAUUAUUGGUUUAUUCCAGAUAAUGUAAACAGCUCCCACACAAAGGAAAUUGGAAAUUAAUCCCCCUUGCAUGAACACCCUACUCUGGAUAUUUUACGAUCAAUCAGAAGUAGAUUCCCUCCGGAAGGCACAAAUUUCCUCCACAUAGGGAGUGUAAAUAAUUUCUGGAGUGGCCCAUUGCUAUGGCUUUGCCAUAUACAGAAUGUCUGGCAAAAAUGUGGUCUUGUCUGGCCAAUUGACAUUGUUACAUUGACAUUGUAUCCAUUGGACCCCCAAAAAAGAGUUGGGCCUCAGUUUGUGUGAUGUACUAGGAUUAAGUGUUCCCAAAGUGGACUGAAUGGGCUUGAAUAUCCCUGUAUAGUAAUUCUAAUAUUUUAUGAGAGGUUAAACUGAAAUAUAAUAAUAAGCAAAAAUGUAAUAUACUGUACUUUUCUAUUAAAGUACAGUAUUUAGAAACUUAGUAUGUUUCAGUGGAUAUGGGACUUGUAAAAUAUUAUUUGCCCAAAUGAAAUGAAACUUUGCCAUUAUAAAAUGCACUUUUUUGUGUUUGUGGAUGUGUAAAGCCCAGGGCAAACUAGGAAACGUUGUGGAAACAUUGUUUCCUACAGUACCAAUGUUUUGCCAUGUUUCCCAGAGUGGGCAAACACUAGGAAACAUUAGUGAGAAACAUAGGGAAACAUCAAAUGUUUCUGAAUUUGGUAGGAAACAUUUUGCUUCCCAGGAAGCAAAUUUUGUUUCCGCAAUAACAUUUCCACGGGUGGGCAUUGGGCAAACAUGGAAACAUUUGAAGAAACAUCAAGAAUCACAAAUGUUUCCGCAACAAUGUUUCCUAGUUUGCCCUUGGCUUAACUUGACAGUUAUACUCCCGUUACUGAUUAAUUGUUCUCCAUGGCUGCAACUUCGAACUGCUAAUUUAUAGUUAUCAAAAGGGGUUGAUCAACUAACUUUAGAAGCAUAACACCUAGAAAUUAAUGCUUGCUUUAUUGAUUUUCCAAUUUCAUUGAGAUUAUGUCCUGUUUUUCUAUUCCAGGCUGAUCAAUGUACUGGUCUUCAAGGAUUCCUUAUUUUCCACUCAUUUGGUGGUGGCACAGGCUCUGGUUUCUCAUCCCUGCUCAUGGAACGUCUUUCUGUCGAUUAUGGCAAGAAAUCUAAACUGGAAUUUUCUGUUUACCCAGCACCACAAAUUUCCACCGCUGUUGUCGAACCCUACAACUCCAUCUUGACCACUCACACGACCUUGGAGCACUCGGAUUGCUGUUUCAUGGUGGACAACGAGGCUAUCUACGAUAUCUGUCGUCGUAAUCUCGACAUUGAACGACCAACCUACACCAACCUCAAUCGUUUGAUUGGACAGAUUGUGUCUUCCAUUACCGCAUCUCUUCGUUUCGACGGCGCUCUUAACGUGGACUUGACGGAAUUCCAGACCAAUCUUGUACCUUACCCACGUAUCCAUUUCCCUCUUGCCACAUAUGCUCCAGUCAUCUCUGCUGAGAAGGCCUACCAUGAGCAGCUUUCCGUUUCUGAAAUUACCAACUCAUGUUUCGAACCAGCCAAUCAGAUGGUGAAGUGUGAUCCACGUCAUGGUAAAUACAUGGCAUGUUGUCUGUUGUACCGUGGUGAUGUUGUUCCAAAAGACGUCAACGCUGCCAUCGCAACCAUCAAGACCAAGCGUACCAUCCAAUUUGUGGAUUGGUGUCCUACUGGCUUCAAAGUUGGUAUCAAUUACCAACCGCCCACAGUGGUACCAGGAGGUGAUCUGGCCAAAGUGCAGCGUGCUGUCUGUAUGUUGAGCAACACUACAGCAAUUGCAGAAGCUUGGGCGCGUCUUGAUCAUAAGUUUGAUUUGAUGUACGCCAAACGUGCUUUCGUCCAUUGGUAUGUUGGUGAAGGAAUGGAAGAAGGGGAGUUCUCCGAAGCCCGUGAAGAUUUGGCUGCUUUGGAAAAAGAUUACGAAGAAGUUGGCGUUGAUAGCGUGGAAGGAGAAGGCGAAGAUGAAGAGGGAGAUGAUGAAUACUAAAAACUCUGUAAAGGGCCACUCGUUUUUCAGUAUUAAAGCAAGUUUUCUGUGAAAUAAUCACUCAUUUUACAAUAAAUGUUAAGUAAUGCUUAUUUGUGUGUUUCAGUGUUUCUAAUGCUUCUCCUCCCCCCCUGGUCGCUUAUUUUUUACCAGCCGCUCAAAAUGGG
Molecule: messenger RNA, 4233 nt
Organism: Paramuricea clavata
Lineage: Eukaryota; Metazoa; Cnidaria; Anthozoa; Malacalcyonacea; Plexauridae
Source: the annotation of a GenBank genome assembly